AUGGAUGCAGGAAGUGGUAUGCUUGUUCAAGAUCCUACUAGAGGUGGUCAUACUCUGGAUGAUAUUUAUCAGGCUAGGCAAGUAGCUGUUGAUGCUCCUACUGAAAGUUCUUCAAGAUCAAGAAGUUUAACUGGAACUGCCAGAUUGCUUUCCGGAGAGGCAUUAUUACACAAUUUGAUUUCACAAUUUUCAAUUAUGGCUCAAGUUGUUGAUUUUAAAUGUCCUAGAACAGGAAUAAUUCUUACCGGGAUUGCUCCUCCAGAGUCAGGAUUUGACUUCUACAGUCGAUAUUUCAGUCCUAAAUUUGGAAUCAACGAGGAUCCUGUUUGUGGAAGUGCACACUGUGGCUUGGGACCCUAUUGGAGCAAGAAGCUGGGAAAGUUUGAUUUAAGGGCUUAUCAGAAAAAUCAAAUAGAAAGAUAUAAAGAAAAUCUAGGAAUAUAUAUUGACUAG
Messenger RNA from Vicia villosa (hairy vetch), 453 nucleotides. RefSeq lists its product as uncharacterized. The record is from RefSeq and is a predicted model, not a curated record. Gene Ontology annotation, molecular function: isomerase activity. Bases 1 to 453 code for a protein of 150 amino acids. NCBI's taxonomy places the organism in Eukaryota, Viridiplantae, Streptophyta, Magnoliopsida, Fabales, Fabaceae. Gene Ontology annotation, cellular component: cytoplasm. Gene Ontology annotation, biological process: biosynthetic process. The transcript has 5 exons.